UGGGCGGUUCUCAUCGGCAUUGACGCAUAUCCAUCUAAUCUGUUGCAUGGUGCUGUAUCUGACGCAUUAUCAAUGAGAGGAUUUCUUGUCAAUGACCUUGGCAUCCCAGAACGUUGUAUCCAAUGUCUCCUUGGCCCCCAUGAUUCCACCCCAGGCGAUCCUUCAGCACCGUCUCGUAUGAACAUCAUAAACAUGCUCCACAGUCUCAUUUCCAAUGAGGAAAUUCAGCGAGGUGACAAUAUCAUCAUCUACUAUGCUGGGCAUGGAUCAUGCUACAACUGUUCAGACCAUUUUAGCACAGCGGAAUCUAGACAUGGCAAGGACCUCUGUUCCAUUGAGGCACUGUGCCCCAUCGAUUGUGACUCCAUAGAUGCCAAUGGGCUUCCAAUACCUGACAUCAGCGACCGGGAACUCAAUGUUCUUUUCAGUCAAAUAUCUCAUGUUAAGGGACAUAAAAUUACAUUCAUCGUAGACUGCUGCCACAUGCGCAGUUUUGACCGC
Desarmillaria tabescens is the source of this 501-nucleotide messenger RNA. RefSeq names its product peptidase C14, caspase domain-containing protein. Gene Ontology annotation, molecular function: cysteine-type endopeptidase activity. Gene Ontology annotation, biological process: proteolysis. The annotation marks the transcript as partial. NCBI's taxonomy places the organism in Eukaryota, Fungi, Basidiomycota, Agaricomycetes, Agaricales, Physalacriaceae. The record is from RefSeq and is a predicted model, not a curated record. The transcript has a single exon.